GCUACACUGGAAGCUUUUAUCCACUUUGGACAUUCAGCCUCACUGGUCAAUGCCUGCAUCCACAGCUGACCUGACAGAAAAAGGGCCGAUUGGACAGAGCAAUUAAUGUUUGCUUCACUAGCUGAAAAUUUAUUUGACAGAUAUCUGAGGUAAAUCAAAAGGAUUUUAUUUUCAAGACAAGUGGGACAGCAGCCUGCAGUCUGAACUGUGGAACAAGUUUUCUGUUGCAGACACCACUCCUAAUCUCUUUAUUUUUGCCAGAAGAAUUUAAUCCAGUCUAGCAUGAGUGGCUGUAGGAAAAGGUGUAAGCGUGAAAUUAUGAAAUUUGCUCAGUACCUGUUCAGGUUUAUUACCGGCUCACUAAGCACAGACAGUGUUGAGGAUGAGUUGGAAAUGGCUACCGUCUGCCAUCGUCCCGAGGGGCUGGAGCAGCUUGAGGCACAAACUAAAUUCACAAAAAAAGAACUUCAGAUCCUCUAUAGGGGUUUUAAAAAUGAGUGUCCCAGUGGGAUAGUCAAUGAAGAGACAUUCAAAGAGAUUUAUGCCCAGUUUUUCCCCCAAGGUGAUGCAUCCACGUAUGCACACUUUCUGUUUAAUGCCUUUGACACAGACCACAAUGGUUCAGUAAGUUUUGAGGAUUUUAUCCAGGGUCUUUCUGUUUUACUUCGUGGAACAAUUCAGGAUAAACUAAAAUGGGCAUUCAAUUUAUAUGAUAUAAAUAAGGAUGGAUAUGUAACUAAGGAGGAAAUGCUGGAUAUUAUGAAAUCUAUUUAUGACAUGAUGGGAAAAUACACUUAUCCUGUUCUUAGAGACGAAGCGCCCAGGCAGCAUGUUGAAAUAUUUUUUCAGAAAAUGGAUAAAAAUAAAGAUGGGGUAGUGACCAUUGAUGAAUUCAUUGACACCUGCCAAAAAGAUGAGAAUAUCAUGAAAUCCAUGCAACUCUUUGAAAAUAUUAUUUAAUGUCAGCAACAAUCAAGCACUUUAAAGGACAGCUUCAAAGAUUCUAAACAAAAGGAAUGACUGUGAUCAGUGGAGAAACUACUACCACUAUAAUAGAAUUCAGCAACAUGCUGAGAUGAUGUAUUAUGCAAGUCAGCUUAGUUCAGAUGUAAAGCCUUCAACUAGUAAAUAUUUUUUAGAGUUAUGAACAUAGCCAAUGUCAUAACAGUAAGAAUGGAAUAUUUUAUUUAAACAAAAUCUCUUGUGUUAGUUGCACAUGUAAAAUGCAUGCUUUCAUAUUCAGGCAAAAGACCCUUCCUAAAGAUGAUGAUGAUUAUGGUUAUGUUACUACUUUUAAAUAAAUGGAUGAGAGGUGGAUUCCAUGCAUACAUAUGUGCGUGAGUGUGCGUGCGUGUGUGUGUGCGCGUGUGUGUGUGUGUGCAUGUGUGUGUGCGUGUGCGUGUGCGUGUGAUUGAUGUGUGUGGCUUCAUAGCACAGCACUUCUAAUUUGCUGCACACUGUUUGGCAAAUUGAAAUAAGCAGCACCUGAACCAAACGUCAUUCAAGAGCCCAAGUAUAAUUUUAAUAAAAUACAGGGCAAUGUAGAAAAUAAAAGACGAAUGCAAUGUACUGUAACAUACUAUCCAUUUGUACAUCACAUUUUCUUAACUAGAAUUAUCACAGUACCUUUUAUGGCACGAUCGAAGUCACACAACUAUUUCAGAUAUAGGGAUGGAAUGCUAAAAACACCUACCAAUUAUCUGCUCUGAUGUAUUUAUUAUGUACUAAUAGAGGAGCAGUGUGAUCCCAUUACAUCUUCAAUUUAUGAUAGUGUCUUUGUGUAUUAAUGUGUACAUUUUGUAACAAAACAACAUGAAAAUAAA
Molecule: messenger RNA, 1823 nt
Organism: Amblyraja radiata (thorny skate)
Lineage: Eukaryota; Metazoa; Chordata; Chondrichthyes; Rajiformes; Rajidae
Gene: kcnip4a
Product: potassium voltage-gated channel interacting protein 4a
Exons: 8
Coding region: 283-960 (225 amino acids)
Biological process (GO): regulation of potassium ion transmembrane transport
Cellular component (GO): voltage-gated potassium channel complex
Molecular function (GO): calcium ion binding; potassium channel regulator activity
Source: RefSeq, a predicted model, not a curated record